Messenger RNA from Amoebophrya sp. A120, 19456 nucleotides. NCBI's taxonomy places the organism in Eukaryota, Dinophyceae, Syndiniales, Amoebophryaceae. The record is from the annotation of a GenBank genome assembly.
CCUGAGCUUUAGCUUCCAGCUGCAGCUGCUUAGUGUAAAUGCUAAUUCACUUAUGUCUAGCCUGAUAUAGCACGGCCGGGCCCCGGGAAAUAUAGCGGACUUCAUUGUUCUUUUCCGCCUUACACUAUGUGAGAAACCACUUUCGACGACUUCACUUUUCGAUUUCGCUUUAUGCUUGCGCACCAUGUAAGUAGUUAAGUUGCCUCAUCACUUGAUAGGAACCGACCUAGAUUUUUACUCUCUGCUUAGCAGUAAAUACCGCCGCUCCACCUCCUGCCGCCCGCAGUCCGUUUUUUUUUACGAAACUCGAAUACAACCCAGCAUUGCCAAUCCUGUCAGAGCCGCUCCCCCCUUUGUUCACACAACAAAGCGCGGAGCCUGCUACUUGCGGAUUGAUGAGUGUAAUUUGUUGACACUACGAAUUAAAGCGUUUUGACUAUUUUGCUCAUUUUUUAUUUCGUUCCACUGAACAACUAUAUUACAUUUACAACCCAGCAAGCAAGGUAGAGGUCCGCCGUCGGAUCCACCUUGGCUUGCGGGGCCAAUUCUUCUAGGUACUUACUUGAAGAUCCGGCCGUUGGCACAGGUUUUGUUUAGGAGUCCCUACAAGAUGACCUCCCACUGCGGCCACGGAUCCAUGUAGAUGAGAUUGCAACUACCGAAGAUUUUUUCUAGAACAGUUCUUGGAAUUUGAUUUGUUCUUCAGCUCUACUGCUCAUCUUUUCGUCCAGGCGAAAUACUACUAGAGCCUUGGAAGUAGAUACACUCCCGAUUUUUUUUUUUUAGCAAAAUACCACGCCGGGUUUGCUUGUUCGGACCCUGCUGUGACACCUUGCUUUUUUCCACCAUUAUUUCGAAAAAGUAGGCACGAAGUAAUCGAGAUUGUUGAAAGAAACACGACCUUUGUACUAAAGUAAGUCUCGUCUCACAACUCUGGUUUUCACCCACUUACCUCCUCGAUAGUACCUUACUUUGUUUUCUGAGAAUUGGCUCUGGAUUUUUUAACUUUUGUUGUUAUCACGACAUGAACGUAAAGAAAUUCACUUUUUCUCACUGAAGACAUAGUCACAACACUUUUUUCAAAAUAAGUCAUCACCACUAAUAGUUUGCCAGAAAGAUAUGCGCGUCUCACCGAUGCAUUCUCUUGUCUCACCGCAUUCUCAUAUUACGUUUUCACCUUUUUCCUUUUCACCCUAGCUAAGAUACAACCGAAAAUUAAUGAAACGGCAUACGGACGAUUUGUAAGGAGCACGACGAGAAUUGAGAUUGAAAAACUUGAACUGUUUUUCCGAUUUCACUCACUAUUUUACGAGGACGUUGUAAAAACAGAGAGUCAGAGUUCUAGAAGAAGUAGCAGGCAGCCACUUGCUGCAGCACGACUACAUACUGUUUACUUUUUUCAUUGUGAAGCCAGCUCUGUUUAUUGUCCUUUUUCCUUAACCAAAAAAAGUCAAACUCGUUGAUAGCAGGUAUAACUUCGAAACAGUAGAAAAAUCAGAUGAACCGUAAAACUUACUCUGAUUCAUACAUGUACUUACAUAUGGAGGCUGCAGUAGAACACAACCAAAAAGUAGCGGCAUGAAACAAAAGUUGGAACUGAAUUGUUCACAAAACUAAUAGUCCACGAUGAAAGUUUCGUCUGGAAAAGAAGUACGUGUCUGCCACGUGAUCGCGUGGCAUUUGGCACUAAAACUUGAAGCUGAAAACAAGCAUCAAACUCGGUGUAAAACUUGUUAAAUAUUAUCGUGCGUAUUGCUCGAUUUUUACUGAAUCUUGGUACAUCGAACACUUGUACCAUCUUAAAGGCACCAUCAAGAUGUCUGCCGCAACCGCAGACGUGUCCUCUCAGGACGAUGAUAGUGCAACUCUGAUGCUCCGCCUGGCCUCCAUGGGCUACAAAGCCGAUGCAGACGCUCCGGGGACCAGCGGUGGGAUAAGUUCCGGCACAGAAAAUCAUCCAACGAAUAAUGCGGGGGACGAGGUGGAUAAUGCGAGUGGCGCCACGAAAACAGGCACCGGCUCUCAACUGAUCGGGUAUAACAUGAAUUUUCUGGAUAAAAAUGUAAAGUUGUAACCUUUCGUGAAAGAUCUUUUCUUUUCUUGCGCAACGUACGAUAAUAUGCAUUUCGUCUCAACCGUCGGCAGCACGUGCUUGUACGCCUCUACCUCGCUGAGAUUUUCAUUUGCAAUGGCGUAGGACGUCUGCGAGCCGCGUAUGAUUGUCGGAAGUAGAAUUAGAAAAUGUUGGAGAUCUUCCCUGCGAUAGACAACUAGUGAAGUGGUCCGAUUGAUCCGCGAAAUUGAAAUACUAGAGCGAACCUGCUCAGACGUGGAGAAUUCAGAUUUUUUGUAGGGAUAAACAAACAUCACUUACAUUCCGUUUGGUUAUAGUACUGCACGAAAACUACAACUGCGCGCCCCGGUCGCAAAAAAGGCUGAGCAAGAAUGGAUUAGAAGAAGAUCAUCUUGAAAUUAUCAUGCGAAAUUGGAAAAGAAAUUCAAAUUCUGGGUCUCCCCUUGAUCUUUAGGAAAAAAACACAAAAAUCAAAAUUUGAAAAUCCAAAAAAUCAGAUCGCGUGCGAAAGAAAGCGAUGAUCAGUUGAGGAUGCUCAAGGAAGGUAUUUACGUAUUGGGUGAUUUUUUUUGCUUCAUUUUUGUCAUGCGUGUGUUAAUUUCUACAGCCCACAGGAAAAAAAUGAUGGAUUAGAAGACAAAGAUAAUACAAAUUUUAGUCGGGUUGUCAAGUGAUGAUAGAGAUUAACGAUUUGUACAGUCUUUAUGUGUAAAAUAGAAGUCUUACUUUCCCACAAGAUAAUAAGCAGCAUUGACCAGCACAUUGAGUAGUAAUUCAUUGAUGUUAUCUUCAAGUAGAACCUGUUAGGUUAUUAAAGAGUAGUACCAAAAUGAAUGCUGGCGCUGUCUUUUAAAACUAUCAGACACAGCAACCGUUGCCCAUAUCUUUGUAGAUUCUCUUUGAAAAGUCCGCUUUUUCUUAGAAGAUUAGUAUGAGACGUGAAAUUAUCUGGAUACCAUCGCAAUAAUCGCGAUACACAAAAAUAUCGUAGUACUUGUGAUUCGAUGUAGACGAGUCAGUCUCAGGUCCAGCUUCUCCCUAGCCUCUGGAGAAGAAUCACGAAAACCAGCAGACUCUGUUAUUUUGCUAAUAGUACCCAUUUCUAUUUAUCGUUCGCGAACAACGAACAAAAUCACCUGCCUCUUACUUUUCUUGAAGAUCAUCAUCACUCAGGCGCUUUUUGAUUUGUCGUCGAGGCGUUUGAUGUUUUGACUUCUUUGACGUGCAGUACUUAGCUGAGUCUUACUUUAAAACUUUUAUCGCGAAAUUAUACAUUUGCCGCACGGGUACAAUUUUUGCCUCACUGAUUAUAAGUGCCGGAGUAGUACAACCGUUUAUGUUGCAAAUCGUAAAUGCAGUCCCGCCAAGAAUGGGACAAGAUUUUUUACUCUAGCCUAGUCGUUUUACUAUGAUCCGGUGCGGUUUUCGCCAAAAAAGUUGUCAACAACGAACCAAUGUUGAAAGUUGACAGAAAGAGUUAGAUUUCAUCUUUCGCAACAAGUACGGUACCACUUUUUCACGUGCGACCGAGCUCGUUCAUCGUGUAACGGUAACGUAUAUUUUUUGGAGUAGCAGCUCCUCUGCAACUAAUUUGCGCCACUUGUUUUUUGUAUAAUCGAGCAAAUCGCGUAAGAAAGCAUCGUUUUUCCAUACGCCGAACACGACAACAAACCGGUCCACGUAGAUCGGCCGAGGCCAAUCAGUCUUUCCAGUCACUACAUCGGAUUUUCGCCACGCGCCCUGCAGACUAGCAUGGCCCACCGCGGCGAGGAGCGUCGGAGAAAUAUCCAGAAGUACUAUCACGACGACGACGUAGUAGACCACCAUGGAGGACUAGUGGUACAACAACCUGGUGUCACACCAGCACGAGGAAAUAACUUUAACCAAGCAUCGACACCACGACAGCACGGAGUCCGAUCCGCGAGUUUGAGCAAUUCCUUUUGUUACGAACAUGUUGACCAGGUCCGGAGCGGACAAUAUUACCUCGUUUCUAGUAAUGGAAGCGGUUCCAACAUAACAUCUGCGUCGCAACAGCAGAAUCUGAGGGAGUGUGGUGGAAGCGGCUUCGAUAAUAAUAUCCCGAGAAAGAACAGCGGGGGUUUUUUACCCACGACCAAUACAGGAAGUGGGAGACAGCGCCUGGCUCACUAUCCGUCGAAGCAGCAUCUUCAACCGCAUUCGUACGGGAGUUCUUCGGCGAGAAUAAAUUCUUCCAAUCAGGAUUUUCGCGAGCGCACGAGGUCGAAGUCCUACGUAUUGUCAGACAACGGAAAAUUGAAAGCCGCCGGGCCGCUUGUAUACCACAGUAAGAACAACGCGUCGACAGCACCAGCAACUCCGGGUGGUUUUAGCUGCUCGUCUACUUCGAAGGGACAGCAGCAGCAGCAGCAGCAGAGUUCUUCUUGUUUACCACCGAGAAAUCACAGCAGCAGCAGCAGCAGCAGUUCUCUGCAGAUGAUCCCACCACCGCCGCCGCCUAGCUACCCACCGCCGCCAGGAGAUCUUCGAAGAAAAAGCAGUGGGAACAGCAUCAAGAUGAACCACCGUUCUUAUUCCAACGCAAGUUCAUCCAAUGGAGCUGCAUCUUCGAGCUGCAGCUACAACACUUCUAUCAGCGCUGCUGGUGCACCACCAGCACCAUCCCCGGGUUCUUUACGCGGGACGACGAACGUUUUGUUCCCCCGCCCAAGCGGUACAGCUACUACCCGAGGGCCGCAGAGUCACGGUAGCGGACGGUCGCGGUUUGGUAGUUCCUCGUCCACGUCCGCGGAGGGCAGUAGUAAAACUUCUGUCGCGGGAAGUGGACCAGCAGCUGGAGCAGGUGCGCCUCCGUUUACCACCUCGCCCCCCGCCGCGCCUCCAGGGCUGCAUCCUCCGUCGACGUCGUCGUCGGGGAAUAAUAGCACUACUUCUGUGCUGCUUUCGGGAUGUGGAGGUCAUGGUCAACAUCUUCCACCGACCAAGAUUGUUCCGACGGUGCCGAACCCCCUGUACGACCAUUUUAACGCGGUAAAUCCGAACCCGGGAAGUAGUAGAUUCUCGCCGCAGGGGCAUCAUGAAAAUAGUAUCGAGGUCCUCGUCGCGCCGCACGGGCAACAAGUACAACUACCGGCAGCUGGUGCGCCGGUGGUAAACAAACAGAAACAAGCUACGAGGACGAUGAAAAUGAUGGAUAUGAACAACUUCUGUACAAUUAGCGGGAGUAGAAGAUCAGCCGGACACCAUAGCUCUUCCAGUUCCUGUGGCACGACUUCUGCUGGUGUAGUGGAUCAUCUUCGAGACCGGCACGACGUAAAGAACAUGCGAGGCUGCUCGGAAGAGGAUGUUGAACAAGACCACGAGCACGACCUCCGCGACUAUGAUGACAAAACCCCACCGCCGCCACCGCUACCGCCGGGCGGGUUUUUCAGUGACGAAGAGGCGAUGAAUCAUCGGGAGGACUACCCGACGUCCGAGAAGCAUAGUGGAGGACAACAGCUGCAGCAGCACCAGCACUCGUCGAUGUUGUACGACCAGAACCUUCUCCGCGGGACAAAGAAUUCCGCUGACAGCGCUCUUGAUCCUUUUCAUGACAAGAACUACCCUCUGUCUAUAAGUAGUCAACGCCCUGGACAAGUAGACCACAACCACUGUCGCGAGCGAGCAAGGACGUCGUCGUCCACGUGUCAGACAAAGAGAGCAGCAGGCGUCGACGUUGUUCCGCCGCCGCCACCCCCUCCGCCCGCACAUCUGCUGUACCCGACGCUGAGUCAGCAAAAUCAAGUCGCAGCGUAUAACGAAUACGAAGACCAGAUGAGCAUGCUGCACUCCAGUGGUGUAGUACAACAGCCUUCUCAUGAUCUUCUCGGGGGCGGCCAGCAGCACCCGAUUGAUGUGGUCUACAGCGGUAGCCAGCACGGUUAUCCUCGUGGACCACCUGCUUUAGAAGUUGUACACGGAGGCACUAGUAGUUCUUCUACGGUGCAAGAAGUACCGGGAAGUAGUUGCAGCGCUAGUUCGCAUAAUUACAACAUCGGGGGACGAUCCCACGUCGGGUCUGCUGUUGGAGCUGCACUGGGUUCCUUUGCUGCUGCUCCUUCGGGUUCUGUUUUCGACCGCAUCGGGCAAGAAGAAGACAAUGGUUCCAGACGGCAUUAUGCAGGACCACCGCCUCCACCUCCUCCACCGCCGUUUUAUUACGAUGACAAUCUCGAGGGCGAGCGGCACAAAAACGAAGUUAAAGAAUGUCAAAAUGAUGACCUCGUGGUCGUGCCGCCGCCGCCGUCCUACAGCCCUCCGACAAGCUCUGUACUGUUCGAGGAACAGGAAUUGCUUCCCGUUUCCUCCCUAGUGUCCUGUACGAGCCCCACUGCAAUUCCUGUAGCGCCGGAACAGGCAAACAACCCGGAAUUGUGUCCUUAUCACUUCCAGUUGGCGCUGCCGCCGCCGCGGGACCAGGAGGUCGACCACGUGCAGGGUGGAGUAGAGCAGUGGCCAUCUACUUCCACCUCUCUGGCCUCUGCAUCUGGUGAAAAUGUUGAACUAGAGCGUAAUGUUUUAUUGGAGAAGAUGAACAAGCAGGCAGACGCGGACGCGGUGGCUUUCGACAGAAGCAAUCUCGAUGUUGUAGCGAAGCAAGCUUCGUUGGAGACGAGCAGGAAAACAAGUCCUGAACAGGAUCAUCAGCGGCCCCUUAUCCCGGUUGUUCGGAGCGAGAAUGAUGUUGAAAUUAUUCCGCCGGAACAGCUGCUGCCCACUGCCAGUUCUUUCAACAACACGCCGCCUCUAGUCACGACUCUGUGGGAAGAAGAAAGAACGCCAACGCCGAUCGGCAGCAUGAAGGCGUUGCUUCGGAAGGUGGCCGGUAAGCCGGAAAAGAAGCAGAAAAAAAAGAAGAAAACUAAAACUAGUAUAACAUCUUCACACGACGAAGGUGGGGCAGAAGUAGAUGAUGAAGCUGAUGUUGAUGUUGAUGAAGAAGAGCCGGCUCGUCUACUUUUCGACGGAAGAAGAAAUUCUUUUCAACAAGAAGGUCCUCGUCCUCGUGAAGAUGUUGUGCAAAAUCGUACCAAUGCCAACAUCAAGCAGUUUUCCCACGCGUCGAGUUUUCAAACUGCGAACUCGGGAGGUGGUACCACGGCGCGGAACAGUCUUUCUUGCAACCCCGACCACGCGUUUGACACCACAUUUGCCGGCGACGAAACAAAAACGAAACUUGUUCCUGGAGUUCUUGCAACGGUCCUCUUGCCAGGAGAACUACGACCGCAAGUACAACAAGUUGUGGAGCAGCACGUUUUAUCCGCGAGCAGCAGUUCUUCAUCUUCCUGCGCUAUGGAGAGCUGUUGCACUUCGUCUUUGUCCUCAAUGGGAGACGAGGUUCCCGCAGAAGGUGGAGAGGAACGACGUGGUCAAGGACAUCCUGCUUCUCCCUCCGUGAAGAUUUUUGCUGCUGGCGGGGGAAAAGGAAAACAAGUAGAUUCUUGUGAACAUGCUGCAUUUUUAAAAACAAGCGAUAGUAGUUGCACCAAGGUGAACGACGUGGUGGAUAUUAUGGAUACCUUGACCAGCACCCCGGAUGAAGCGCGAGCAGAGGACGACGAGGGUAUUGUAAUUGCGGAAGAAGUAUCAAAGGUAAACGAUUGUGAGCAAGCGGAUGUUGAUGAACAGUCCCCAGUGAUAAUUCCGAAUCAUCCCCCAGCACUGGAAGAGCUACGUCAAGGUGCUGUUUCACCCGUUCUUGCUGAUGUUGACGAAAUUAGUCCUAGAGAGGACAACAUCAGCACGACAGAGCCGCAGGCUGCCGCGUCUUCUAUAUCAACGUCGCAGGGAGGACGAGACUUCGAGAUGCAGGCCGAAGUAGAGGAAACGAACCAAGAAGUAGAUCCUGAGGACCACGACAACAACUCUCCUGUUUACCUGAUCGACAUUCCCGUGUGCAAGGACGGAGCCAACAUCCUGCCUAGUUCCGUCUUGCAAGAGAUGCCCGCGCGAUGCUCCGAAACGAUCAGCGUUGACAACUUGAAGAGUUUUGUUGAAAAUAGUAUUCCAGUGCAGCUGUGCGACAGGGAUGUUGACGGGGUCGUGUCGACUGUGUUGACCCGUUCUUCAUCUGGCAAGGUCAAUGUCGUGAACAUGCCGCAAUCAACAUCGUCUUCAAAACAACGGCAGGUGGAGCACAAGAGCACCAGCACGGAGAUCGUGGAAGAAAGCACAACUGCACUUGAUGGCGCCGACGAGAAAGACAACGAAAAAGCGGCUGUUCAACCUGGUGCUCCGGAAGGGGAUGGAACAAAUCAUGCUUCUGCGAUGAGCUCGAUCUUACCAGUAGAAAAUACUAUCAUAAACAGUGGCAGGAAACAUGUUGGAAUAAACCUUAACCUAGCAGAAGACCGCACCACUAUCGUAGAGAAGGACAAAGGCGCGAUUUCUUUUUCUCCUCCGGUCGCACAGCAAGAACGGCCAGAGCAGUCUUCCAACGCUACUCCAGCAGGAGAAGCUGCUCUUGGUCGGCGUGAUGCUUGUGAGAAGGUUGGCGACGUUACUAGUGUCAAAAAUAUCCCUGCACCAGUAGAGGAAAAAUUACAAGUUACACCUGAAAUCGUUAUUCUAGAAGUAGAGCCGGAAGAACAAACUAAAGGUUGUACUAAGGCUGCGGAAGUUCAUCUUGUUGAAAAGAACAGUACUGAAACUACUACUUCAGUAGAACCUGUGCUGCCCGCGGAAGUUCUUGUUGAACAGCAGAACAGGGCGGUGGAAAUUAGCUCUACUACUACUACUGUUAUUGAACAUACUUCUAACACGACGACAACCCUAGAAGAAGUAGAGGUAAAAAUUAUUGCGAAAGAAGCUACGACAGUUAGUGCAACUAGUAGUGCUGCACCAGAAGUAGAACAAGCUAAAAAUUCUACCAGUGCUAAUACUACUUCGGAACAAAGCGCCGGCACCACUACAUCAAAAGGUGUAGGUUUUAUGACAGUAGCACCCGCUACUUCUACUGCUCUCACGACAUCAAAAGCUCCAACUACCCUGACUCCUGAAGGUCGGCGCGAGAUUAACAUGCAGAGCAAACUGAAAGGCUCGGAGGACCACAGCGCAGCGACCGUGGAAGGCGAUCGCUACUUCGCGUUGUUCGGCGAGAAAAAGCAGGCCUGGGACGCCUCUCGCCAAGCGAACAUGGAGGCGAAGCUGGCUGCCAUGGGGUGGAACACGUCGGGGAACGCGAUUCUAGAAGACGACGAGGAAAACCUUGCGGAAGGCGAGGCAACGACAGUCGUGCAGCAGAACCAGGCCGGGGGGAGCUCUAGCAGUUCGUCCACUGCGGAGAGGAAUAGGAAAGCAGUAGACCAAGGCACUUCAUCUCCAGUUGAGAAUGGUCCUCGUGCUGGACGAAACAACGAAAAUAACAACAGCAGCACUUCAUCGUCUGCCGGAGGUUCCUCUUCCAACAAAAACACUGCUUCCCGCGACUACCAAACCGCGCUGCAACACCCGCAGCCAGGGUUAUUUGUUGGCGCAGGUGGAGUAGAACAAGCAGAUUUUGAUCGACAGAUCACCAGUGAUCUGAAUCCGACCGAUCGGGAGUUAGAGUCUUCCUUCCGAUCGGAAACCCCGCCACCCCCGCCUCCGCCGGAGCUGGACAGUAGCAUGGAAAAGUCCUCAGACAUUCUUGUAGCGGGAACCCAACAGCACAAGGAACAAGCAGGGGAAGAUCUACUUCGUGGCGACAUUGUGGCCGCGGUGGACACAGAGAACAACCAAAACAGCGACCCGACUGCGGAACAACAAGGACAUCAUCAUCCCGACAGCGCCGGCCCGUUAGUACUUGAGCAGACAUCUUCUACUGAGCAGGGAACGACUGGGACCGGUAACCCGGAAUCUAUGGGUACCACCAUGCAACCGGAUCCGCACAGCUUCGCCCAGCCGGCCACCACGACCCAAAGCACGGCGAAUCAAUCCGGCGGGGAAGUAGAUGGUGAUAAUUUAGAAGACGAGGACCAAAUUCUCCUCUCUUCCUCCGAAUACAAAGACGGAACGGAAGGUAAUUCUAUGGGUGGACAGGAGCAAAAAAUAGACCCGCACGGGCAGCAGCAUAACAUGGACGAGUCCGAGAUGGCUUCGCAAUUCAUAAUGCGCGUGAACGAAUUCUCCGAAAGAAUCGUCGGAAGUUCCGGCAGUCCGGAGGAAGGUCUAUGGAUUGUAAAAAUGUCUGGGUCUGGAAGAAUGGAAGGUCUGUCAUGCUCUGCCAGCAUGACCCCAAAGUCUGUCAUGCACGUUACCCAAGAGCCCCGUUUUUUUCUCAUGCAGGAACGCAGUUUGUCAUGCAGAAUAGGCAACACCUCGAAGCUCAGAAACUUGUCAUGCUGCGCCAGCACUUGUGGCCGCCUCAUGAUACGCCAACCAGCAUCACAAGUUUUCAGACCCAGACAUUUUUACAGUUGAUAAGGUCAGCCGUUGAACAAAUCCUUGUCCCAGGAUCGCCAACAACAACAGAGAAGAAAGCGCGACCCGAGUAACAGGUCUUCGUUCGACGACAGCGCGGGGAGCAAUGUCGCCGGGAGUAACGACAGCUUCGAGCAGCAUCAAAGAGGGCCGCCGCGCAAGGGAGGCCGCGGGCUUUCUCGGGACGAUCGGAAUGACGACGACGUUCUGGAUGAAGAGGAGGAAGAGGAUUACUCCAGCGGGAGCCUGUCCUCCGAGUCGGAUUCGUUCCACGAUGAUGAUGUCCUCCGCGAAAACGGUAAAUUGGAUCAUUUCAACCGAUGUUGACAAUUCAUUUUAGCAUAAAAGUAGGACAAGGGCUUUUUCAUCUUUUUAUCAUCUCUUGUCUGUUGAUGCCCUUAUGUUUUGAUGUUGCGAUAGAUUUACAUCACGGCAUAAACAUCUGAAUAAACAUUUUCGCUUAGAAGAAGUAUUUACCCCCAAAAAACAAACUGAAAACAGAGGAGACGGCGCCUUUGUACAGCUUUUACAUGCGGGAUCCGGUUUACAACCCAGAUAACAGCCGCGCUCUUGCAGCUACGGUACAAUAAGUUUGCAAAUGCUUGGGUUAUUCUAUACUUAGUUCUCAACAUGCGCACGAUGGUAUUAAAAACAUUAAGCACGGCAGAUGAGCUCUCAUGAUGCGUGAUGCCGUCGAACAGGACGAGCACUUUUGAAGAACCUUACAUGAUCAUCUUCAACUGAAAACUGUACAACUUGAAUCUAAAACAGUCCACCCUCGCAGCCGGUCUGGCGCACGACAAGCCGGAGGACGGUUGGGAUGACUUGACGCAGCAAGACUUUUUGAACCCGGUCGGCAAGGACUACAAGAAUUCGUCCUGGGAGGCGGAGCGACUCGCCCGGCAGGCGGCGGACAAUGUCAUGAACAUGGAAACCAUGCGGGAACUGCUGGACUACGGGGUGAAAUACUUCGCCUGGUACGUGGAGCGUCACGGGCCGAAUUCCGUCCCGCAGGGGAAUCCCUACAGCCAAAGUCCCCCGCAGGGCGGUGGUGGGCCACCGGGUGCAGCUGUUGCGCAUCAGCAUCAAGGAGGACAACAACUUCCAGGUGGAGGACCAGCCGGGAUGAACAGUAAUUACCCAGGUCCACAUCAACAGCAGAACUUGGGUCCCUACAGCGGCGAUCUGAGUAGAGCAGGACCACAGCAGCACAUGAACAACCAAGCCGCCCAACUGCAGCAGAUGCAGCAGCUUGCCGCGCAGCAAAACUGGUCGCCGCAAAGACUGGCGCAGAUGCAGCGACAGCUCGCUUUGAACAACCAAAAAGGCGGCGGGUACAACGUAGGAGCUCCAGGAGGGAAACAACAAGUGGACAACCGGUUGUUUGGAGCAGGUAAGGGGGGCGGCCCCAUGGGGGCGGGUGGACCACUUGGAAACAAAGGCGUGGCCCUCGGAGCAGGGGGUGGUGUUCCACCGCCGGGGGGCCUGAACCCCGCGGCGAUCCACCAUCUGCAGAAGGGCGCCGCAGCGCAGCAGCAGCAGCAGAAUCAGCAUGCGAUGGCCCAGGCGCAAGCGGCUUACAACGCAGCGAUGCAACAGCACCGCAUGGGCGCAGCUGCCGGCGGUGUAUCUGGUGGCCCCAGUCCGCCUCCGCAGAAUGUUGCGAUGUAUGGAACAAACAAUCCCGCCGCGAAUCCCAAUCUCGCGGCUGCUGCAGCUGCACACUCGCCCUACGCCACGCAGCAGGCUGCGCAGAUGUUGUACAAUCAAGCACAACAGCAGCGGGGCGGCUUCCAGAUUCCCGUGCGGGAGAUCGGGGCUGCCGCGGGGGGCCAGUCCGGACACAGUAGCAAAGAUCCGAACUUUAGUGUGUCUACUCCGAAAGGUGGAGGACAACAACAUCUUCACAACGGCAUGAACUACGGCGAUCCGAGAAAUAAUAUGCAACAUCAUCAUGCAAGAUCUCCCCGCGUCGAUUCCGCCAGAGGUCAUGGGGGUCAACAUGUAAAUCCUAUGCACCAACCUUCGUUGCACCAUUUGCAACAGCAGCAGCGCAUGUAUUCUCCGGGAAACAGUCCGCGCGGGGGGAAUAAGCUCGCGUCUCCGCGCAGUCCGCGGGGACUCGGGAACCCCGCGACAACGACGGUUUUGCCUGUCGGGGAGGCGUAUACCCCGACGAAGGACAACGCGACGGCAAAUCCGCAAUUGCAGAACUUGCAGAACCCCCUGAACCAAAUUGCGCCGAUGAAUGGUGCACCGGGCCCCCCUCCGCAGCAGCAAGUUGCUGCAGGAGCCCCGGCAGGGGGUAACAAGCAGGACGCGCUUCGGAACAUGCUCAGAGGUGGGGCGAAUAACAUAAAUAACCCGAACAACACUUCCAUAAUCGCCGGCGGUGCUGCUGGGCCAGGACAUCAGCAACAUCCAGACUUGGGAGUCCAGAAAACCGAGGUUCCUCUGCUUCCGCUUGGGUCCUCCACCCGCCCGUCCGCGGCGGCGAACGGCCACGGCCCGUCGCAGACCAAUAUUAACGCAGAUAAUGGUAACAAUAUUAACGCGGCCAGAACCACCGCCGGGGCUGCUAGUGCUAAUUCUGCUGCUGGAGCUGCUGCGCAGGCGCAGCUACCUUCUGGGACGACCGCGACGGGAGCCACGACGACGCGCAUGAGCGGAAGUAGGGAGAACAUCAUGGUCUCCGCCUACGACGCCCUACACGAACAGUUGCAGAAGGCGGCUGAGCAAUUGAACAAAUCGAAUGCAAACCGUUUGUCGAGAAACAGUAAUAUGAACAACGGUGGUACAACCGGCGGACAUCAGCCUCAAAUGCCAAACCACCAACAAAUUGUCCCGCCCGGUCCCCCCGCCGGGCCGCCGCCGCCGGAAGACGAUUACGAGGUGUUUCCCGCGAGAAGCCCGCCCUCCGGGCCACACGUUCCCUCGGUGCAGCCACCGAGGCUGCCGGAUAACGCGGUGCACAACAACAUGGGGUCAGCACAGGAGCAGCGAGGACACAACCGAGGAGAGGUACAAAUUAUGCAGUCGGGAGGUGUAGUAGGUGGUACUAGUUCCGAAAACCCGAGUCUUCACCUCGACCUCCAGAACCCCCCGCCACCGCCGCCCUCCUCGGCGCCGCACCCCGAUAUGAGCCCGACCAGCGAACGGGACCGGCUGUUGGCGGCCAUCAACGACGCGCAGAAAGUGGAGGCGCAGCGGAAGACGCAGGUGAGGCCCGACACGGAGUUGGAGAGAAUGACGCAAGAGGAAAUGAAAGCCGAAGUCAAGAGGUUGGGACAAGCCGUCAAGCGAUUGCAGGACGUAAUAUUUUUUGCAAUUUUUGAUAAUGGUUGUAGUUGUUUCUCAUUCUCUAAAAUUAAUCAGAGUUCUUGCUGAUGUGUUGUUAGCCGAUUCUUGUGCAAGUAGGUUGAUCGGGUAAGAAAAUGAUCUUCACGACUUCUCUAAUCUUCUUCUAAAGUGGAAUAAAUUUCCAAAGCUUCUUCUAUCAGGGUCAACAAAUUGGAGGUCCGACCCAUUCUCCUGGUCUUGGCCCGGACGUUUCAUCAAGAAAUAAUGCCCCGUACGCCAACGAAGCAGAUCCUUUUUUCCUCCAGUCGUCGCGGAGCAACGACGACUACUUUCUGCCCCCCUUCCCCUCGUACGAGGACGCGGAGGGGUACAACAACAAUUUCGGGCGUUCCUCCGGCCAUCAUCUUGCCGGGGGUGGUGGACAACAUCAAUCGUCCUCGGGAAUAAACAAUCGCCGGUCCGGUGGGCAUCAUCACGGGGGACACCAUCAUGACCGGGCCUCGGGGAACACGAACAAGCAAGAGAAACACAACCGGCGGGAUUACACGAAGGAAGAGAGGCGGAGGCUCCGGGAAGAGCGGGACCAUCGAAGGACGCAGAUGCGAAUGCAGCAGGCGGGACAAGAUGCAGCAGCUUUGGGGGGGCAAAUCGAUCCGGAAAUGAACCCGCUCGGGCCGAACGGAGAACCUCUGUACGCCCGCCCAACCAGGGAGCAGGAUACCCGCGAUCUUCACGAUAGGAGAGGUGGUGGACCACGCGGCGGGGGUCGAGGAGGGGCCGAACAUCAACCGGGUCGAGCAGGAGAUGUCGCACGGGAUCAACAUCUUCACGAUAGGAACAACACUAUGAUGCGUGGAUCCGGUGGUCAGCAGCAGUACAACCAAAAUGUUGAGCAGACUACCGGCAGAGCUGCACGCGGGGACCGCGAGCAAAAUUACCGCGAUCACGAUGUAGAACCACACCAGCAACCUCCGCGACAGCGCGGCAGCCGCGGCGUCGCGGAUCAUACAUACGAUCAAACAGGUGCAGCUGGGCCAUCAACCCGUGGUGACGGCCACCGGCGGGGGCAUCAAAUGCGAGAAGACGAUAGGAGGCAGCAUAAUAUGCGAGAGGACCGAGGGUCUCGCGGAGGUGUUGACCAACACGGCCGGUCGUAUAAUUCGGGAGAUCCGAGAAAUACUAGAGAACAAGGACAGCACAGCAAUAGGGGGCCACCAGACGAGUAUGACUACGACUACGAUCACAGGAUAAGGAUGGAGCAAGAGCACGACAGAAACAUACGAAGACGGGAGCAGAGAGACAGAGACCACAGAGGUGGACCUCCAGACCACGGUGGUCAACAUGCGACGAGGGGUGAACAGCAGGGAAUGAAUAUGGGAGAACAUCAACAGCAGCGACGGGGGGACCAAAAUCACCGCGAAAGGAGAAGAGCUGACCGUGAUCAACAUGGGCGCGGAGGCGGCGAUCAAAAUAUUAGUAACCGCGAUCGGGGAGUAGGACAACAACCCCCACCAAUGUACAAUGACCCAAGAGCAGCAGGUGGUAGCAGAGGCGGGCCCGACCGGGGCAUGGAUCAUGCGAGGGAGCAAUUGCAACGAAGAGGAGACCACGUCGAUCAUCACCGCGACCGCGUCGAAAACCACCCAAGUACAACGUCUAGAAGUGGUGGUCCGCCGGGGUAUGGAGUCAUAGGAGACAAUGCCUAUCAAGAGCAGCAGACCACCGGAACAACGAGGGGGCAACGUGGGUCGAAUAGGGACCGAGGGGGCGGAAAUAAUACGAACGAUCCGCGCGGCGAGGUGGGCCGGCGAAGCGACCCGCGCAUACAGGCUGCAACGUCGCAAGAGAUGAUGCGGCAAUCUGGAGGUGGAGAUCAAGCUGGAUUGUACAACCAGGUUGGUGGUGGAGGAGGUCCUCCACCACCAGAGCAGUCGUCGCAUCGCCGAGGGGACAGAGACCGCAGAGAGAAUGCUAACCGCGGAGACCGGGGCAACGACCGCCGCCAUCAUAACCGGGGCGGUGGGGACCGAGGUGGGAACAACGACCGCGGUCAGCCCUUCGAUUGGACGCCCCCUGUGCGCCCAGCGAACGAAGUCCAGUAAGGGACCACGAAGUCCAGUAAGGGACCACGAACAUUUCUGCCCCUGCUCUUGGCGGGAGUCGAGUGAGAUUUUUUGAACAUUGUAAAAAAAUGAACAAGGAGUCUUUGAUAAGAUUAAAGUAGAAGCACGCAGCGGGGGCCCAUCAUUAUAGCUUACAAUUCAGAACGAGAACAGUCGGUUUUUAUACCGGAGAAUAAAAAGAUGCAAUCAAAAAUAAAAAACUGUAUCUGUUGUAUUAAGUCAAAAAUGGCUAAUGUUGGACUCAGCUAAUGUUGGACUGUAAAUGCAACUUUUCAAGGAAAAAGCGAUUGAUGUCUUUCGAUCAUUGUACAAGUAUCGAUCCAACAGCUCAUUUGAUGGUGUUAAAAAUCUCAUAUAAUCUCAAAAAAUCUACUAGUGCAAGCACUCUCUCAUAUUUCUCUCUCCGAUUAUUUCAGUUGAGUAUCAAUCUCGGUGCUGCCCAACCGUCUCCAGGGUCAACAUCUCCGGUGCCUGAUUGACGGCUCUCGGACUGUACAAUAAAAGGCUCAGGUUUAAUAUUGUUCCUAGUUGCACCUCGGUUCUAUGGGGGGACAAACUAGCGCCGCGGAACCGAGAACGGCCUUUUUUCAGGGCCCACAUAUUCGGGGGGAUUUUAGGUUUCGCGAAUUGCACAACAUGUUGCCGCUCUUCAGGUAGCGCGCAACAUGUUGCCGCUUUUCGUUGGAAAGGGCAUGUGUCUCCAUGAGAAAUGCACCCACAGCGCUUCUGGCUCUGGAUGCUUCGGCUGAUGCCGGGCGCCACUAAUGUAGUAAGUAACGGGGCUUGUUAAACAGACUCGCUACAAAUAUUGGCGCCGGCGGCGGCCUCCUGUGAAGCCGACCUUUUCGAUUUGCGUUUGCCCUCCAUGCACGUGCAAAGCAGUGAGCGCCUAGCAUGGCGCUGCGGGAUUUUCAUCAAUUUCCCCGGAGUGACCUUCAGCCACAGCCGAGUGCCAUCGCGGCGGCUCUCGCCCUUGGGGCGAUUCCGGCGUGGCGGCUACGGCUUGGGGCGCCCGCACGAAAACCAAAAGGGCUCCGCGUGUGUGUCGGCUUGGCCGGGGGCAAAAAGGAAGGCGGCCGCGCGACCUGUCUUGGUUGCCCGUGGGCAUACAGUCCCUACCCUGCGGGUGGUUUUUGAUCCGUCGCGCAGCUCGCCGCACGUAGCAUACCAGCGGCGGCGUUGUCGCCUUGUUGAAAAGCCUUCGGGCUUUGUGAGGCCCGUCCACAGGUCGGCUUCGUUUCCGUCUCGCGUCGGUUGCUGGCGCCGGCGCUGCUCUCCUUUUAGUCCUUUUAGUGACUAUGCGGGCCCCCUCCACCCCAAAUAUUCAGUAUGCCGCCCUGAUUGCGAAUAUGUGGGGUGGUAUAGCCCCACAUAUUUGCCAUACCCCCCGGCAUAUUCACUAAAAGGACCCUGCGGCGCUCCUGUUUUUCAUCCCUUCUCAGGGGUCAACAUCUCCGGUGCCUGAUUGACAACUCUCGGACUGUACAAUAAAAGGCUCAUUAUUCUUCCUAGUUCUAUACCUCGGUUCUUAUCCGCGGUCGUUUGAUGCAUUUUUUUGAAAUCAGACGGUCGGAACCAACAGAACGGACAGCACGAUAGAAUUUCUACUGUAAAAACUUUACGACGUCUUUGCGUCAGCUUCGCCAAAGAAGAACCUCCUGGGAUGAUUAUGCUUAUCAACGAUGAUGAAUUUGAUUCUGCUAUGCGCACCGGCCCGAGCUGGCGAAACCUAGUCAGCCUCGGGGCGGAUGUAGUUGUCCUACAUGUCGUGUUGUAAACACUUUUAUUUUUUCGUCCGAGCUUGAAAGGCAGUAGAUCCUGCCUUCUUGUGCUUCUAGAGCUGUAGUUUUGAAGAUGCCUCGAGCUGGACUUCUUGGCUCGUCGUCACAAGUUUUCUAAAUAGGGCAAAAAAAUAAAAAUAGAAGGGGUAGAAUUUUUUAUCAAAGCAAGACUACUGUGCUUUUUUUUCUUUUUCUUGAAUCGAUUCCACCGCGCGGCCCCGAUAUAAUAGAGACCUAGUACUAGUACGACACUUCUUAUAGCUGCAACCUUCGCUUUUUCUGGGGGGGUUCUUCAGAUUCUCAAUUGCUUUUUGCGAUUGCCUAUAGCUUCUUUUUGAUUCAGCUCUCAGUUGUAUUGAAGUCGAUGAGGGCGAUGAUGUAGCGAAUUUUUGUACCAAGUUAGUUCCGGAAUCUGUACCUGCAGAAUCACAGCCGCAAGACCCGCAUGGAGAAUCGGACGUAAUAUGUCCUGGACAAUGUCGUGCAUCCUUCCAUUGCAAAACCCUCCUGUUUCUAGUAUAAGUCGUCCAAUAAAAUAGAAGGCCACAAGGAGAAGGUUUGUACCCCGCUUACUACGUACAUCAUGAACCCUGUUGUACUAGCGCAUGUCCAUGCUUGAUAUUGACAAUUCUCGCUACGAAUAAAAAACAGAGAAUACUAGUACCAGCUGAUACCCUCCAGCAUAAAAAGAGCCUUUGCCACGGGAAAAAAACUUCCACUUGGACGAGUAGAGUCACGACGACGGCGAAGUAUAGAAUAGGCGAGCGACAACAUCCAAAAGUAUGCAGCAGAGCAAUUUGAAUGCGUAGUAUGAAGCUCUCUUUCAAGAACUAAUUCGCUGCUUCAUUUUCAUCUGUAAAGCCUGGCCCGAUCUCGUCCUAUUGUUGACGUGCGGCCUUGGAGGUCCUCGAAACAAUCUAUCUACUGGUGAGGAAUCCCGAUAGUACCUGACAAACUAUCAGAUAUGGAGAUUCAACAUCUUAGCUUUUUAUCCAGUAGAUGGUGCAGGAAUUUAGACGUAGAAGUAGAUGAUGUUGGGCAAAGUAAGUUGUAACUCUUCCACACCGUACCCAUUUUUUUCCACCAGCAAAUGUAGUUUAUCGUGAAGAUGACCAGGAUGCUGGUCAACAUAGCAGCCUGAAUAGCUCAGCAGUAUUAAUAUCCACCAAGCCCAUUCAAAAUAUUGCUUUGUUUUAUUCAGGCUGGAAGCUGAGAAAACGAUCGACAAGUGCAGGCGGGCUGAAUUAUAAGCUGCACAACAACUACUAUGCAGUGACAUAGUACUGCAGCAUGUUGCACCACGACUGCAAAAACUACCCACUUACACGCUUUAACACGACCAAAUAUCGAUACGUUUAAUACUAUUUUGCUCCUGUACAUCAACGCAAACGCGAUCGAAGACUAUAAUUUAAGGCCACGACUAUUGGUAUUGAUGCAAAAAUAUGCAUAGACUACGUGCGGGAAAUUAAACGAAAAUGGUACGCAAAAAGAGAAAAGCAUUAAGAACCCCUAGAGAACGAAGUAUUGAUACUCGUUAUUGUUUCCAUGCUACUUCUACUUGCAGAAGAUGACAAAAGUCCGCCAAAGAUGAAUCCUAUAUCCCUGCCCAACAUAUGUACUUAAAGAAACAACUAAAAGCACAUGUACUUUGUUGAAGUUAGAACGAAACACUACUAUAAACGGUUCCGUUUCGCUUUCUCUACAAACGAAGACCUGCUUUAUUUUUUCGCAAAAAAUUUCAAGUACUGACACUGACUUCC